GAGCCUCUACUUCAGUCAAUCCUCUUUGGUUCCAAUUCUGUUCUUGUUCUGUUAUAAAAAUGGCCACGAACCGUUCAACUCCUGACGCGCUGCUCUCCAUACGCGACCCAAAACACACGUAAAAAUUAAAACAAAUAAUUGUUUAUCCAGUUAAUCGUCACCUCGUGAAUUUAUGGUGUGAGCCACUGGCCUGGACCCAACGGCACGUGCCAUGACAUAUUCACAUGUUCCAUUGUCUCGCGUAUUUUUGCAUUGACUUUUUUGUCGUGAAGUGAAAAAAAUAAAGGCGACGAGAUUGCAUCGGUGAGGAUCCGUUGGAGAUUGUUGGAACGCAGACGUCGAGAUGCUGAAGAGUGGGGCUUUGCCGAAGAAGGAGAGCAAAAUGAGGAUACGCGCUUUUCCGACGACUGUCGACGAAAAGUACGUGGAGAACAUCUGGGCGCUUUUAAAAAAUGCCAUCCAAGAGAUUCAAAAGAAGAACAAUUCGGGAUUGAGCUUCGAGGAGCUUUAUCGCAAUGCCUACACAAUGGUACUCCAUAAAUACGGGGAGAGGCUGUACACUGGCCUCAAGGAAGUCGUGACACAUCAUCUCGAGAAUAAAGUGCGUGAGGAUGUGCUGCACUCACUGCACAAUAACUUUUUACAGACACUUAAUCAAGCGUGGAAUGACCACACAACAUCCAUGACCAUGAUCAGGGAUAUACUCAUGUAUAUGGAUCGAGUCUAUGUACAGCAGAAUGAAGUCGAUAAUGUUUAUAAUCUUGGGCUCAUAAUAUUUCGUGAUCAGGUGGUGAGAUACGGUUGCGUGAGAGAUCAUCUUCGAGAGACCCUCCUGGGGAUGGUAGCACGUGAGCGUCGAGGUGAAGUUGUAGAUCGUAUGGCAAUAAAAAAUGCGUGUCAGAUGCUGAUGCGUUUAGGUAUUAAUAGUCGUAUCGUGUACGAGGAGGACUUCGAGAGGCCAUUCCUCCAGCAGAGUGCAGAGUUCUACCGUAUGGAGUCGCAAAAAUUUUUAGCUGAGAACAGUGCAUCGGUGUACAUAAAAAAAGUUGAGGCGAGAAUUUCGGAGGAGUCGGAGAGAGCCAAGCACUACCUAGACGAGUCAACAGAGUCGAGGAUAGUCGAGGUAGUUGAGGAGGAGCUGAUAAAGGUCCACAUGAAGACAAUAGUGGAGAUGGAGAACAGUGGAGUGGUGCACAUGCUGAAGAACCAGAAGACAGACGACCUGGGGUGCAUGUACAAGCUAUUCUCGAGGGUAUCCGAUGGUUUGAGAACAGUCUGCGACUGUGUCUCACAAUUUCUGAGGGAGCAGGGACGCUCGAUGGUGCAGGAGGACCAGGAGGCAACCACAAACGCUGUCCACUUCGUCCAGAAUCUUCUCGAUCUCAAGGAAAGAUUCGAUCACUUCCUCCAUUACUCGUUCAACAACGAUAAACUCUUCAAGCAGAUGAUUGUCUCGGACUUUGAGUACUUCCUCAAUCUGAACUCCAAGAGUCCAGAGUACCUCUCACUGUUUAUCGAUGAUAAAUUGAAGAAAGGUGUCAAGGGAAUGACUGAGCAGGAGAUCGAGGGCAUACUUGACAAGACAAUGGUACUCUUCAGGUUCCUCCAGGAGAAGGACGUAUUCGAGAGGUACUACAAGCAACACCUGGCGAAGAGACUUCUCCUCAAUAAAUCAGUCUCCGAUGACAGCGAGAAGAACAUGAUUUCAAAGCUGAAGACUGAGUGUGGGUGUCAAUUCACUUCGAAGCUCGAGGGUAUGUUCAAGGAUAUAACAGUCAGCAAUACGAUAAUGGAUGAGUUCAAGGAUUACGUUAUGGCAUCGGGAAAUAAUUUGCGUGGCGUUGAUUUGAGUGUCAGAGUUCUUACAACUGGAUUCUGGCCGACGCAAUCAGCAACACCAAAAUGCAGUAUGCCACCAGCAGCUCGUGAUGCAUUUGACACAUUUCGGCGUUUUUAUUUGGAAAAACACAGUGGCAGACAGCUGACACUCCAGCCACAGCUUGGAUCAGCUGAUCUCAAUGCUGUAUUUCAUGGUCCUAAGAGGGAGGAGAGUGCCAAUGGACUGGAGACACCGUCUUCAACGAGUUCAAUUGUCAAUGGGAAUGGGUGUGCUGUCAGCCCAAGGAGUAGCUGUACGAAUCCUAGAAAACACAUAAUUCAAGUAUCCACGUACCAAAUGUGUGUUCUUAUGCUCUUUAAUAAUCGUGACAAAUUGACGUACGAGGAGAUACAGAGUGAAACAGACAUUCCUGAGAGGGAUCUCGUCAGGGCGCUACAGUCACUGGCCAUGGGCAAAGCUGCUCAGAGAGUUUUACUCAAGUUUCCGAGGUCCAAGGAGAUCGAACCGUCGCAUUAUUUCACUGUCAAUGACAGUUUCACCAGUAAAUUGCACAGAGUUAAGAUUCAGACUGUCGCUGCCAAGGGUGAAUCUGAACCUGAGAGAAAGGAGACACGUAAUAAAGUCGAUGAGGAUCGGAAGCAUGAGAUCGAGGCCGCGAUUGUUAGGAUAAUGAAAGCUCGAAAGCGCAUGCAACAUAAUGUAUUGGUGACUGAAGUUACACAACAGCUUCGUGUGAGGUUUUUGCCGUCUCCAACGAUAAUUAAGAAACGUAUUGAGGGCCUGAUUGAACGAGAGUAUCUAGCUCGAACUCCAGAGGAUAGAAAAGUGUAUACAUACGUUGCUUAAUUGAAUUUGUACAAAUGAUGAGCCGAAAGAGAGAGCUAGCCGAGCCAAGUGAGCAGAACAUAAUCGAGAGAAUAUAACGGAGAUUUCUUUUUCAACGAGAGAGAGAGGAUAAAUGAUUAUCGUCAGAAGUGUCUAUUUUUUUUUCUUUGUCCCUCCCCUAUUCGCCCAUUUGCAGAGUUAAUCCCUUUAUCUCGAUCCUGAAAAUUAUUUUGAAGAUCCCCUUCUUCCCCUUCCCCCCCCCUCAUUAUUAACAUUGUCAAACUAAGUUUAAGGAUUUAAAGUAAGAACAUUGUCAAGUAUCAGAGAUGAAAAUGAAGAAAACAUUAUUAUAAAAGAUUUAAAUUAUUCCAGGCGUAUUCACAAAUAUACCAUUUUUGAACAUUU
Fopius arisanus is the source of this 3070-nucleotide messenger RNA. RefSeq names its product cullin 3 (gene Cul3). Gene Ontology annotation, biological process: protein ubiquitination; ubiquitin-dependent protein catabolic process. The transcript is spliced from 6 exons. Gene Ontology annotation, cellular component: Cul3-RING ubiquitin ligase complex. Gene Ontology annotation, molecular function: ubiquitin protein ligase binding. Bases 344 to 2686 code for a protein of 780 amino acids. Lineage: Eukaryota; Metazoa; Arthropoda; Insecta; Hymenoptera; Braconidae. The record is from RefSeq and is a predicted model, not a curated record.